This is a messenger RNA of Aphanomyces invadans, 2422 nucleotides long. Its product is annotated as serine/threonine protein kinase. The record is from RefSeq and is a predicted model, not a curated record. Lineage: Eukaryota; Oomycota; Saprolegniomycetes; Saprolegniales; Verrucalvaceae. The transcript has 4 exons. Gene Ontology annotation, molecular function: ATP binding; protein kinase activity. The coding region runs from base 84 to 2183 and encodes 699 amino acids. Gene Ontology annotation, biological process: protein phosphorylation.
GCGAGCGUCGGGCGUCCCUGACCAGUGCGACGUACCGCCAGCGCUCUGCUCACUUGGCCGCGCAUCCUCUUUUGAGCCCCGUCAUGGCGAACGCAUCACCGGUGUCCCUGGCGGCAACGACGGCUGCGCGAAUCGCAGGUCCGACAACGUCUGCUUCCAACACAACACUUCUUGAUGCCGAGUCGACUUCGUCGGAUAUUGCAUUCGUCAAGUCUCAAUGCGGGAACGCAACGAGCAUCACGAUCAACUCGACAGCGUCCAGUGUGUGCUGCAAUGCUAGCCCAUCCAUCGACCUUUGCGUUCGAUUCGUCACUUCCACCGCAGCCCCUGCCGAGGAACCAUGGGUCGUCUCGUCAUUGUCCGCCAUCGGCCAUGGGGACGUCGCUCUCCCGACCCUGGACCUCGCUCCUUGGCGAGCCCGCGCCUUCGCCCACAUCCACCUUCAAGGCGUCGAUUUUGGUGGCGCCCUUGCCGAAUCCAGCGUGAACUACACGGCGCUAAUUACUCUGGAGGUCGUGGGAUGCCAGUUGAAGUCGCUAGACGUUCCGUCCCCUUCCAAACUACAGCGCGUCGACUUGAGCCUGAAUCGCAUGACGUCGUUCCCAGACUCGCUCUUCCAGUCACCAUCCCUCGUGGCAGUCAACCUCACGGGGAACGCAUUUCCAUCUCCGCUUGUCGUCGUUGGCCAAACUUGCACGACCUUGCUCUCUUCUCCCAACAUCGUUGUCGGAGUCUCGGUGACAUGCCCAGCAGCGUGCAUUGCCGUCACAACGUGCACCAUGUCGACAGUCGGAAUGGACCUCUCACCCUCACAGCUGCCCGGCCCCACUACCGUCGAAGCCAGCUCGCCCAGCACCUUGCUCGUAGUUGCGGCAGCGGCCAUCCUGCUCCUUGCAGUCACCGCAGUUGUUUUUUGCCGUCGUCGGAUGCUACUUCGACAUGAGCAGCACCACCAACAACUCGCAUUUCACCGCCACCUACCUCUUUCCACUGCUGGGGGCUCCGACUCACCGCUCUUCACCCUCACGCGGGCCCCGGCCCUCAGCCCAUGCGGCAGCGACGGAUCGUUCGCCUUGCUUGGCACAAUUCGCCCUGACAUUGUGCUCCACGACCACAUGGUGACGCCAACGGCUCAGGCCCCCAACGACGCCACGAACGGAGUUUUGGCAAGUUCGAGACGCCUCUCACACGCUUUGUCUCGGUCAUUCGUUCAGCGCGAAGGCGAGCUCAACAGGCCACAACCCAUUCGACCGCUUCCAGCGACGCAACCAGUCGUCCACGUCGCGUCUUCGUUGGCGAUCCUGCCCUCGUCCGACGUCAUCAUGGUGUCUCCAGUUGCCCACGGCAGCUCCAUAUGGAACGUCAUGAUGCUCCAUCGUCCUUACAUUGGCAAACGCGUGCGCUACAUUGCGAUGGACAACGUCGCAAGGAACGAGUUCUUUCGAGACCUGAACGCGGCGGCGACACACCUCGUCCACCCCAACAUUGUGGUCUUGUACGGCAUCGUACACUUGCCAGACAACGACUUGUGCGUCGUGGCCGAGUGGAUGGCUCGCGGCUCGCUCGGCCUGCUCUUGCGCCACCAAACGCCAACGCCGCCGCGGCCCUACGUGAUGCCUCUAACGUGGUCGCAUAAGGUGCAACUCGCAUGGGACAUCGCAUCCGCACUCGCAUGCGUGCACUCCCAGCCCAACUUCAAACGGUCGGCGCCAUGGACAACGAGAGAUAUUCUUGUGAACGCCCACGGCCGCGCAAAGUUAAACGUGUUCGACUUCAUGGCAUCCAAGAGUGUCGAGUCGACGUAUGGUCACCAAGUGCUGGCGUACGAAGCGCCCGAAGUCGUGGCCCACCAGUGCAUGCGGUCGUCGACCUCGGACAUUUACACGUUGGGGGUCGUCCUCGGCGAGAUUGCGACGCGCAGCGCGCCGUACCAGCACUGGAUCGAUGCGCAUGGACACGUCGGGAGCGACGUGUGCAUCGUGGAGAUUAUGCAUGGGGCAGCGUCGGAAAACAUCCUUCCGCACGAAGAAGUCAUCAAGGCGAUGCGACCCGACGUCCCCGUUUCGUAUCAAGCGUUGAUAUCUGCGUGUUUGCAGCGCGACGUGUUGAAGCGCCCACUGGCCGUGCAUGUGGCCGACGAGCUCGCUCGGUGUCUCUGCGUCGAUCGAAAGACAACUUCGUAACGUGAAUCCUACAACGAUAUUCUACUUCUGGCGACGACACCACCACGUUCGAACCAACGCGCCAACGAAGUGCACGACGCUUGCCGGGCACUGACAAGUCAGCGCCUAUUGUAGCGAGUCCCCGAAGACAGACACGAGAGGUACAGCCAUGCAUUGUGCUGCGCACCCAGGAGGCGCCUGCUGGCUCGGACGGAGUGUUGAGUUGAGCGAGGCGCGCGGAGGGGUCGCUUGUGGGUCUG